AUGGACGUCAACCAGCCCAAGCAGGAGCAUUUGCUGGCUCUAAAAGGUCCUGUUUUCCACUGAUCUUUGCAUCAUGGGGCAAGGAAAUUCUUAUAAAUAAGAUGUUUCAGUCUAUAUACAUGAAUCAUUAUCAAGAGACUGUUUUCCUAAGAAUCACUGGAUUCCUACUGUUCAAGCAUGGAAGUGGUCUUGCACUAUCGACCACAUCAGAGAGAUCCAAUAAAACUGCAGAAACUUGCAGAAGCAGCAGUGAAGGAGUUUCCCAUUCGCCAGUUACCAAGAUUUGCACCCUGGUUUCCAAAUGAUUUACACAGACUUCCCCUCAAACCAAAAAAGCAGGCACCUGUUAUUUCUUGUGAGGAAGCAGAAGAAUUGAAACAGCUUUCUACACCUUCAGAAUAUGUUACAGGAUCUCCUGAUUAUGACUGCACAAAAAAUCUCCUUGAGUUUCACUCUAGCAUGAAACAUGGUCCAACUUUAAUCCAAGUACAAGCUGUUCACAGACCAAUUAACUUGGACUGUCAAGGAGAACCACCAUCUAAUGAAAAACAAAAAUUGAAAAGGUCUUGGAGUGUCUCUCUCCCUAGAGUUAAACUCAAAGAAAAGAUUCAUCCUUUAUCUCAAGAACUACAGAAUAAUUUGGAAAGAUUAAAGCUGCAUGCAUUUUGUAGAGCCAAGUGGACAAUUGAACAGUCUCUUUGUAAAAACCAGAAUUUGGAGGACAUAUGGAUAAAAUUGAAUAGACUCAUUAAACAGAAUGAAUUGCCAUCUUGCAAUGCUACUAUCCAAAGAUCUGUGGGACAGAUAUGGAUUUUCUGUGAUAUAUUAUACUGUGAAUAUGUUAGAAAUAUUCUUAGGGAAAAACUAAGCCUUACAGAUAAAAUGAACUUGUUUGUACAUAAAUAUGGAAUUAUAUUUAGUUUAUAAUUUCAGAUAUAGUUUAAUAAUAACAUUACUGUCAGAAAUACUAGAGUUUUUAAGCAUUUUAGAAUAUAUAGACCUUACAACAACUGAUGAAUUAAUAGUAAAAAAACUACUUAUGUUACUUUGCUACAGUUUUGUAACUAUAAUGAUAUAUUUUUUAACUUUCUUUUGCCUCAAGACUUAUAGUUCUCUUAAGAUUAGUAAGUUUCUGUUUGGCUUAGUACUGUGUUUUAUAGCUUUUCUCUACCUUGUUGGUCUAAAGGAAAAAAUUAAAGUAAAAAUUCCAGACUAUUGUGGCAAGCUAUGUCAGAUAAUAAAAUUAAUGCUAAUAAUUAAUACAGUUAAGCAAAGUACAUACUCUCUGCUUCAUUGGAAUUAGGAGAAGGAAAGAUGUUUUAAAGUGUGUUGUAAUAAUUGCUAUAAUAGCUGUAACUGACAUUAAGAUUUUUAAGAUCUGAUUACUUCCUGAAAGUAGUCUGUGAGUUUUUUUAAUGAUGGCAUAUCCCUCCCAUGAAGUACAAACUUACUUUAUGUGGGACUGUCUUAGUAAUGUUAGCUAUAUUUUCACAGAAGUAUUAAUGAUAGUUUCAGUGGGAGCUGUGGGCUGAAAAAUAAUGAACAACUUAAUAAUUGCUGUUUUAUGCCUUUAAUAAUUUUUUCCCUGAUGUUUCUGUUCUUUUGUCUCUAAUUAUAUUUGGGAACAAGAAAACACUAGCUUCCAGCUAAAAGUGAGGAAAUUAAGAAGUGAGACAUCUAUCUGAAACCUCUUGUUGUCUUUGAGAAUUUGAAUGCCUUUUAUGGUCAUAAAAGGCAGAGUUCAGGAUGACUUUUUGUCUCCUAAAAGAACUAAGUGUUCCAAGGUCAUGCUGUCCCUGCUCAAUUGAAACUUUGGAGGCUCAGUAGAGAAGUUAAACUGGAUCAAUAUGACUGCAGGUUAUGCAUUUUCACUCCUACUAAUUCUAGAUAGUUUUGCUGUAGCUGGAGGUCAAGGUCUGUAGCAUCUGGAAAAGGGGGAAAACAGUAUUUGUAGACUGUUAGAUUGUCAUUAAUGCCGCUCACACCAAAGUGUACCUAAGCAUAACAGAGAUCCCUCUGUAUAAAAAAAAUUAAUUCCCCUCAAACUUAACAUUCUUAUAAUAUCCUUGUGUUGGAUAAUUGUAUUUUAUUAUAGGCUUUAUGUAUUUUUAGAUAAAAAAAUUCUCCAUUUGAGUCAUUGACAUGUAUUCUUAAAUUUUGACUGAAUUUUAAGACAUUUGUGGAUGUCUUAUAUUGAUGUUUGGGGUGUUUGUGACAUUUAAUAUGACCACUUAGCAAAAUUGAUGCAAAAUGGUGUCUAGACUGCAUUAUAACUGCAGUAUAACAGUGAGUUGUUAUUAGUUUUAAAGUAAUAUAGCCAAAUUUUUUACUGACAUUAUAUUUCUGAGCUCAACAUUUAUAGUAACAACAUUUCUUUGUGCAUCAGCAUUUUUGAAAAUGAAAUGAAGUAAAAUGCAGUGUGAUUUGAGUUCUAUUUAAUGUAUUUUGUAUCUAGGAUCUUAGAAGAGAUGAUACAUUUUCUAACAUUAAUUUAGUACUCCUAAUAAAUGUGGUAAUAUGCCUGU
Molecule: messenger RNA, 2525 nt
Organism: Vidua macroura (Pin-tailed whydah)
Lineage: Eukaryota; Metazoa; Chordata; Aves; Passeriformes; Viduidae
Gene: SHLD3
Product: shieldin complex subunit 3
Exons: 2
Coding region: 178-927 (249 amino acids)
Biological process (GO): positive regulation of isotype switching; positive regulation of double-strand break repair via nonhomologous end joining; negative regulation of double-strand break repair via homologous recombination
Source: RefSeq, a predicted model, not a curated record